UGACCCAGCCCCAUUCCCACAAUUUCGUGGCGUUUUUCUCAACAUUGAAUGCCCUUUCAUUUUGUUUGAUGCAUUUUAUGGUAAAAUUAAGAUUAUCAAUUAUUAUUAUUAUUUUUUUUCCAACGGUAAACCAGUGGGGAUAUCAAUUGGCUUUUUUCAUUAAUCAUAUCCAGAAAUUCAGUCAGAUUCAGAUGGUAAUUAGGUAAAAAAAAGAGUAGAGAGUGAUUGGUUAGAGAGAGAGAAGAAUGAUGCAGUCUUAAGUAGGUGCAGGGGUGGGCUGUCACUGAUGGCAACACAGUCAUGCAUUAAUUCCUCGUUUCGGUCGGUGAAGGCCCUUCUUCUCUUCAUCAAAAGCCUCAAAAACCCAUUCCCCUGUUCCGCAUUCAACUCUCUCUCUUGAACUUCGACUCCAUUUGGCUCAGUCCUUUCUCUCUCUAGGAUUCCGGUUUCUUGGGGGUGGCUCAAAAGUGUUUGGGGAGAUGAAUUUGCUGUCCAUUAUCACUGGAAGGCCUGGGCCAAGUGGGUUUGGAUCAGCUUCCACAGCUGAGCAGGUUACAGAGGGCAUUGAUGCCUCUAAUUUGACUGCCAUUGUAACAGGAGGAGCAAGUGGAAUUGGUUUAGAGACAGCGCGAGUCUUGGCUCUCCGUGGAGCUCAUGUUAUCAUCGGUGCAAGGAAUAUGGAGGCAGCAAAUGGUGCCAAGAAGCUCAUUCUUAAUGAGAAUGCAGCAGCUCGGGUGGAAGUUUUGAGACUUGAUCUCAAUUCCUUAAAAUCUAUCAGGACAUUCGUGAAUGAGUUUAAUGCUCUUGGCGUUCCUUUAAAUAUAUUAAUAAAUAAUGCUGGUGUUAUGUUCUGUCCAUAUCAACUCUCAGAUGAUGGUAUAGAAAUGCAGUUUGCAACAAAUCAUCUUGGUCAUUUCCUCUUGACGAAUCUUCUUCUCGAGAAACUGAAGAAUACGGCUAAAACUACCGGAAUUGAGGGGCGGAUUGUGAACUUGUCAUCUAUCGCACAUCUUCAUACCUAUCACGAAGGGAUACGAUUUGAUAAGAUCAAUGAUCAAUCAGGAUACUCUGAUAAAAAGUCCUAUGGGCAGUCCAAAUUAGCGAACAUCUUACAUGCAAAGGAGUUGGCACGUAGAUUAAAGGAGGAAGGUGCGAAUGUCACUGCAAAUGCUGUUCACCCAGGGCUUAUUAUGACAAACCUGAUGAGGCAUUCCUUCAUCCUUAUGAAUAUACUGAAAGUGUUCACAUACAUCCUUUGGAAGACAGUGCCACAGGGUGCUUCGUCAUCUUGUUAUGUGGCCCUCCAUCCAAGUCUCAAAGGCGUGAGCGGGAAGUAUUUUAUUGACUGCAAUGAAAUUGCACCGGGCGCAUUGGCAAGAGAUGAGGACUUGGCGAAGAAGCUCUGGGAUUUUAGUGACAAAUUGGUGACCUCAUUGUCAAAUCCUUAAGAUUGCAGUGGCUCUGGAAGCUUGGGAGUUUUUUAGUACUGAUGUGGUGUGCCAUUUGCAUAUAAAGUUGGAAUGCUAGUGUGGAUAGUGAAUGUUUUAUGCAGUAAACCCUAAAACUGGCCUUACUUCUGUAAUAUCUGAAGGCUUUCAAUGGUUUAGAGGUGAAACUAAAUAAUGUUAUGAUAGGUCAAGUUAAAGCAAGCAAGGUCCCAAGUUGAAGGGCCAAGAAAUUUUAACUUUGUACCUGUCUCACAAGCUCAAAUGCCAUAGCACAAGCUGCGAGGCCGAAGUGCACUUGUGAGUAGCUUCUAUGACUUAAAUGCAGCUCAAAAUUCUGAACUAAUCGUGGAGGAAAAAUGAAACAUGCUUCGUUCUAUAUGAAUGAAGUUGUGUAAUGUGCUCGGUA
Molecule: messenger RNA, 1854 nt
Organism: Amborella trichopoda
Lineage: Eukaryota; Viridiplantae; Streptophyta; Magnoliopsida; Amborellales; Amborellaceae
Product: NAD(P)-binding Rossmann-fold superfamily protein
Source: RefSeq, a predicted model, not a curated record